This is a messenger RNA of Cyprinodon variegatus (sheepshead minnow), 2202 nucleotides long. RefSeq names its product microtubule-associated protein tau-like. The coding region runs from base 121 to 1575 and encodes 484 amino acids. The transcript is spliced from 15 exons. Gene Ontology annotation, biological process: microtubule cytoskeleton organization; neuron projection development. Lineage: Eukaryota; Metazoa; Chordata; Actinopteri; Cyprinodontiformes; Cyprinodontidae. Gene Ontology annotation, molecular function: microtubule binding. The record is from RefSeq and is a predicted model, not a curated record. Gene Ontology annotation, cellular component: neuron projection.
CAGCUCCCCCUGCCGGCCGGCCGCCGCACAGCGCAGUGUGUGUGCGCGCGCGCCCCGGUAAGCGACUGCCGCUGAAGAGACAACACCGCUGUCUGCUGUCAGCCUGACCCGUGACCGCCAAUGGAGUACAUGAACAACGCCUCGAACAGCUACGGUUCUGGAGACACCGUUAGCGCCUCCUUAGCCAACAUGACCAUCAAUGAUCAACAUCACCAGGAGAACGGCGUCAAAAUGAAAGACGAAGGAGCAGUGAUCUCUGAAAACGGGCUGAAAUCUGACCUUUCUCAGCCAGAGAGCAGCCGAUUGGAUGAUGAGAUGCUUCCUGAUACUUCUGCAGAGGAAGGAGCAGAAGUUGUUUCUGAGCUCUCAGACAAAGAAAGAGAAGACGAGGGCCAAGCAGCAGGAGCUGCGUCUGCAACAGCUCAAGCAAAGACAAACAACGGAGAGAAGACUGAAACCGUUACCACGACAACCUCUUCCCUUAAAAGACCCUCUGUUGUCGCCAAGAGCAACAAAACCGGUGCUUCCUGCCGAAACGGCCACAGCUCCAUCCCCAUUAAAGCCAGCAGCAGCAGCAGCCCGGGGCCCAGGCAGCCCGGAGUUUCUGCUGCUGCCAAGCCUCAAGUCCAAGGAGCCAAACCUGCUGCCAGGAGUGCAGCUAAUCCAGAUGCCAGAAGCGGGCAGAGCAGCCCCGGGACGCCCAAGUCCCCCGGCAGCCAGGCGCUCUCUGCCGCCGAGGCCAAAGUGAAAAAGGUGGCCGUGGUGCGUUCCAACCCCAAAUCUCCGGGAUCGCUGAAGAGCCGUUCUCCGGCUCCUCUGGCCGCCGCCGCCCCGCUGCCCGACCUGAAGAACGUCAGGUCAAAGAUCGGCUCCACGGAGAACAUCAAGCACCAGCCUGGAGGCGGAAAGGUCCAAAUCCUGGAUCAGAAGUUGGACUUUAGUAAUGUGCAGUCUAAGUGUGGCUCCAAAGACAAUGUCAAACACAAGCCAGGGGGAGGAAAUGUCCAAAUCCUGGAUAAGAAGCUGGACUUAUCCAAUGUUCAAGCUCGCUGUGGUUCUAAAGACAACCUGAAGCACCGACCCGGGGGAGGAAAGGUCCAAAUUCUUGAUCACAAGUUGGACCUGAGCAGCGUUCAGUCCCGCUGUGGCUCCAAAGAUAACAUAAAACAUGUACCUGGUGGUGGCAAUGUUCAAAUUGUGCACAAAAAGAUUGAUUUGAGCAACGUUACGUCAAAAUGUGGAUCAAAAGACAACAUUCAUCACAAGCCAGGUGGAGGAAACGUGGAGAUCAAAACCGAGAAGCUAGAGUUCAAAGUUCAGUCCAAAGUGGGCUCUCUGGACAACAUCGGUCACGUCCCCGGAGGUGGACAGCGGAAGAUUGAGAGCCACAAGCUGAGCUUCCGUGAGACGGCCAAGGCUCGCACCGACCACGGCGCUGAGAUCAUCUCUCUGGAAGACUCGCCCCGGCAGCUCAGCACCGUGUCCUCCUCCGGCAGCAUCAACAUGACCGACUCCCCGCAGCUCUCCACGCUGGCCGACCAGGUGUCCGCCUCUCUGGCCCAGCAAGGCUUGUGAACGCGCCCCGCCCUUCCUGCACCACUAGAGGAGUCCUCCUUACUUUCACUGGACUUUUUUUUAAGCUACCCAUCACUGUUUAUCCUCCACUAACCUUUUAACUUUACUGAGGCGUAACUUUUAGAGAACAGGUAGGCCAGAGUGCAGCGGUUUCUCUCUGUGGUCUUCUUGCAAAUAUUUAAACCUUUUGUAGUAAAUAUUUAGGAUUUAAUGCACCCAGUCGAGCAGAAAUUUCCCAGUGAAUCUGAGUGAAUUCUUUCAACUCAUCCUGAUAAAAAAACGGCCUGAUUUCCUUUCAGACUGUAAAUCCUGACAGAUUCACCUUUGUUUUGUUUCUCUGACCCCCGUUUGAUUUAAAGGAACAGUGACAGAAUCUCAUGAAGGUUUGGGAGGAAAUGUCAGAAGAAUAGUAGCAUCUUUGUCUCUGCAGAAAAAAAACCCUCACUGCUUUCUUUGCUUGGCGUCCAGACGUGUGCUGCUCCUCAGAGGAGGGAGGAGACUCUGGUUGAUGGUGGAGAAAAUAGGAGCACCGAGGAGCUGAAGGAGGCGAAACAAAAGAAACCUGAUGAGAAAUGUUUAGAUAAAGUCGAAGGAAUCGAACCGCCUGCGUAUUUUAGCUGGUUUGCU